AUGUCUGCCGGUCGUGCAAGCUCCCAACAUCGCGACCGGCCUCGGUCAUCCUCACGCCGGCGCCACUAUGAGGACGAGGACUACGUGCAGCCGAGAGAUGAGCGCACGUCACGCUCGCCGCUUCAUCACCGCCAUUCGUCGCCGCACCGGAAACCGUACCGAACCAGCAGCGCGUCGACGCAGCGCAAAGGACUCAGUCACAUCUCGCGAGAGCUGCAUCAGUACCUCAAGGAUGACUACGCGCCAGAGGACGGAGUACCGCCUCUGCGUCGGCAGAGCACACAGCCGCCGCGACACCGUAGUUCGCCAACAUAUCACUACAACGGGGACAACGGUGGAGAAAGGGUCUACCAUCGGCGAGCUGUAGCGUCAACAAGUCCCCGUCGCCGCUCGACGCCGCACAGACGUCGCUCGUCCUCUCGUCAUGCCGCAUCGGUGUAUCCUGCUUUGAGCACCGCCCCCGUAGCUGUUGGGGAUGGUAAACGAGCGUCUCCGCGUCGCUCUGCUCGCACCUCCACUGACGGCACACCUCGUCGUAGCCGACGCCAACACGAGCCGUCGCACGUUGGCUAUGGCAGCGUGGCGCGCAGUCCUUGCCCACAUCACCGUCACUCUUCCACAAGCCCGCAUCGCUCUCACCGACCAACAGGGUCGCCUAUUAACCCCGAGCGCCGAGCCCCAUCCUCCUCACGCAAGCCACGGCAUGCAUCUACCGAGCCGCAUGCAUACAGCUCCCAAGGCAGUGCCCGGCGCCACCGCCACUCAGACACGACAAGCUCGACAGCACCUGCACCAGCAAAGGAGGCAGCACACCGGCACGAUGCGCUGCGGUACCGCAGCUCCCGUCAAGCGGAGGUGGCUGACAAGCGUGAGGCGACACCGCACCGCUCUCGCCGGCACAGUCGAGCGAAAGCGGGCGGCAGCGCAGAGAAGGAAGCUCGCAGCCCGCGUCGACAUACCAGUGCACACCGCAGUCGUAGCUCGCGGCCGGAGUCUAGGCACCAUUCGGAGCGGCGCCGUCGCCAUCAUCGCACCUCAACUCCUGACUCCGUGGAUGAGGGAAGCCGUCGCGCUCGUCACACAUCCCUCUUCCGCCCACUAGCAGAGGACCCGUACGCGGCGCCACCGCCUCUAACCGGGUCCACGUAUAUUCGCUCCGGAGCUGACAGCCACAGGACUAGAUGCCCUCGCUCCGGCUCCCACAUUGAGGUAAUUAGCGUGCACUCAGGGUGCCAGGCGCCGACUAAUGGAUGGCCGCACUCCCACUCCAGCACCGCUCACUCCCUUCGCCGGGUCUGCGACAACGGCCCGCCGGUGGUGAUUCCCAGCCCACGAGGACAGCAGAUCAUGCAGCGCAUCGACUCCACCCGCCACUGGUUACAGAACAUAAAGGAGUCGAUGAAGAAGGAGCGUGAGCGGGCGCCUCACCAAGUAGAAGAUGUCGCACGCUCGCGUGCGAGUCGGCACAGUGCGCGUAAGGAGUACCGCGAUUCAACCUCACGCGCUGGCAGCGCAUGGCGGCAUCGCACCCCGUCCACUGGCUCGCACCGGCACACGCGAGGGAAGACCCAUGCAGCUGCGCAGGUGGCAAGCCGCCAGGACGCGGGUGAGGCGAUUCCACCGGCGACAUCCUCAGACCGGCCUCACCGUGUAUCCGAGCAGGUACCGCCCCCAACGCGUGAGAAGCGGCACCGCAGCAGCCAGCGGCACCUUGGCAGGCCGACAACUCCACUCGCUGCUCCACGUACCCCAACCCCGGAUCCGAACCUGCUCAGUGCACUGAUGGACUCCGUCAACAGCUCUCGCGAGGAGGGGAUUGAUUACCCGAUCUUAUCCUUCAUGUCCUUCUUGGACGGCAACACGUUCGACAGCACCGCCAGUCUAUGCCAGUACAACGUCAACCUCGCCGACAGCCUUAGCGACGAACACCUUGACAUUCUGCGCGCGGCCGUUUUUGACCACGACGAAGAGGCCUUUGCAGAGCUGCUCUACGGUGAUGAUGUAGAGGCGGAGAUUGGCGGUGCUGCGGCGGCGCUGGACCACAGCGAUGACCCGUCGGUACAGCACGAGCUUGUUGUGCUCCAGCGCAAAGCCGUGCGGCGGUUUAAUGAAAAGUGCGCCAAGGCACUGAAGGCGCUGUUAUUAGCGGAGGGUGGUCUAGCAGAAGCGGUACAGGUGGCUGCUUCGCAGUUGGAGCACGAAGCGUACGAAGCGGACGGAUCUUCGGUGUUUGUGCCGUGA
This is a messenger RNA of Leishmania mexicana MHOM/GT/2001/U1103, 2241 nucleotides long. RefSeq lists its product as hypothetical. The coding region runs from base 1 to 2241 and encodes 746 amino acids. Lineage: Eukaryota; Euglenozoa; Kinetoplastea; Trypanosomatida; Trypanosomatidae. The transcript has a single exon. The record is from RefSeq and is a predicted model, not a curated record.